This is a messenger RNA of Nicrophorus vespilloides, 861 nucleotides long. RefSeq lists its product as uncharacterized. The record is from RefSeq and is a predicted model, not a curated record. The transcript has a single exon. NCBI's taxonomy places the organism in Eukaryota, Metazoa, Arthropoda, Insecta, Coleoptera, Silphidae. The coding region runs from base 1 to 861 and encodes 286 amino acids.
AUGUCGAACACAUCAUCUAGCAGUUCAAGUAGCAGCAGCAGCUCUUCUUCGAGCAGAAGCUCUUCAUCGAGCAGAAGCUCAUCUUCAGGCAGUAGCUCGUCUUCGAGCAGUAGUUCAUCGGCGAGCUCGAGGGAAGCAUCCGUCGAACGCACUCAAAUCGCGGCUUCGACUCCGGCUCCGACUCCGGUUUCGGCUCCGGCUCAUUUCAAGCCGGAAGAGUUAGAGUCCAGGCUUUUAAGUCUGCAAUAUAAUAUGAACAGCAACUCUUCAAGCUUCAGGUGCAGUCGAUUGAGUGACUCUUCUUCCGAUGAAUCAGAUUCGGAGUCAAUCAGUCAACAGUCGACUGCGUUGGCCAACAAGUCGAAAAAUAUUGAAGUUUCUUUGCCUCCUCAAAUUCCCAGUGGUUACAGGGCAAAUAAAGUGCAGUCUACGAAACCAGCCUCGUCGUGCGAAAGUGCUAAAAGUAGUAGCAGCAGCAGCACUGAAGAAAAUAAACCUCCAGUGCUUAGUGGUAUAUGGGUGAACCCAGAGGUAAGGAAGCGAGGAAGACCUCGAAAAGUUCCAACCGGCACACAGAAGAAUUGCACGAUUACACCACCACAGCCUCCACAGCCACAGCGUCCUCCUCUAAGUAGGCAGGCAGAAAUAAAAGCGAUGCUCAUGGAAGGAAUGUAUGAAAAUCUUAACCAGCCGAAACCCAAACAAUCGAAAGUGCCGAUUCAGAACUCUUCUUCCAGUUCGAAAGUGAUACGACCGAGAUCAUCGAUGCCUCCUGCUCAGGUUGCAUCAAAACCGAGACCGCUGAAAAUGAAACCCGAGCUUCCUGAUACAAUAUUAUCCACUUCAAAAAUUGAUAUUUAA